AGUUUGCAACAGUUUAAUACACACACAUGUAUAUAUAUUUUUUUUAAAUUAACGAGAGAGAUGAGGUUGAGGUUCACAGACAUUUUCUUUUGCCAGUCAACUGCCAUUGUUAUAUGAUAUUUCUUGUCAAUGGUGUAAAAUAAAAAUAUUGGUUACAAUGAAACCGUUUUAGUUUUUUUUCUUGUUAAUAUCGCGGAGCUGAGUCCAUAAAAACAUUAACGCUUCACAGAAACCACUUCCGACGUUGACUCCAGUGAAAACCCACAGUGGGUGGGUGAAAGGAACGCAAGAGUGUUUUUGCCUGGAAAACUGCCCUGCCCGAGUGUUUUCCUGGUUUUUCCAGAUGCACAAAAUACAGAUAGGGAAUUUGAGGAAUUUUCAGGGGGGGGGGGGGUAUGUUAUUCCUGAAGGCAGCGUCAGGAAGAGGACGGGCCUGACAUAACAGCUGGCUCAGAUAAAAGCCAGCAGUGUGUAAGGAUGGGUGUGAACUCUGACCAGCUCUGUCAUUUAACAACAUUAAGCUGUGAUGAACACACACACACACACACACACACACACACACACACACCCCAGCAGUGGGAUCAUUGUUUUGCCUCCUCGUGUUUUUAGUCACUUGUUUUUUUUAUGAAACCUCUGCAGCGUCUGAAUGACAACAGCCACAUAAUGACUACGUGGUGGUUUUCCCAGAAACACCAGUGGGCGCCACAUCAACACUCAGUCAGACUGAGAAUAGCACUUUACACAGGCUCCACCGCAUAAACAGUUUCUUUUACAAUACAUAACACGGCCUGGGUGUGUGUGUGUGUGUGUGUGUGUGUGUGUGUGUGUGUGUGUCACCGACUCCACCAGAAACUUCAAGAACUCACUUCCUGCACAAGUACCAAUUUUAGAAGGACUGAAUUAGUACCAGGCCUGUAUCUGAGACACAUGGUUCUGGAGUGACAAAGACAAACUGGAAGUCAAGGCAUCGGACGAGGGCGGGGUCACAAUCUGGACAGGUCACCAGGGUCACCAUAGAGAUGAAGAUCCAUUCACACUCACAUUCACACCUCUGGUCGACUGUUAACCUGAUCCUACAUGUUUGUAUGACUGUAGGAAGAACAGGGGUUUCCAAAGUCAGGGGCAGGUCCCAUCUAGGGGCCAAUGUACGGGAGCAAAGAAAAUAGUAAUCAACUUUAUCUGUUCAAGGUCUGAGGUGGUUUCUCUGUCAGACCACCGAAGGAAAAGUUAAAAAAAAAACAACGGCAUAAUGUUGUGUUCACUCUCAGAACAACAGCACCUGUUGAAGAAGAAACAAACUCUGAGCUGCUCAGCUUUUUCUCCUUCACUAUUCCCCCGAUGGUGAGAUUAAAAUACAAAGAGUCUGAUUAAUCCGUGAGCCCCCGCUGCACCGCUGGCCUCUGCCAAUGGCAGUGGAUUUGCUAUUUCCUGUUCCACCCUCCUGAAGCCUGAACAGUGAACAGACUCCAGUCAGUGUGAGAGAGAGAGAGAGAGAGAGAGAGAUCACCUCCCUCUGGUCAGAGGUUGGACUUGAAUCCACUCGGGACAGAGAAGAAGAAAACAGGAGCCGUGAAGACGGACCAGGGUUUAGACUUUAGACUCUGGAGUUCUGGUUCAGUUUUAUCUCUGACUGGUCCUCCUCCCUGUGGAGGGUGAGAUGAGAGGGAGUGGAUUGUAGUCUGGAGCAGCAGCAGCAGGACAGUCUCUGAUUGGCUGUCGACCACAGCUGCUGCCUCUCUGUCUCACACAUGGGAUCUUAUCUCUGGGAGGGCUGACAGACUUCUCUGGUCCUGGUCCUGGUCCUGGUUCUGGUUCAUCAGUGGGAACUUUGAGCUGCUGACGUCCACAGACCUGGAAGUGCUGCAGCUGCGGCCGCCGCAGGAACUCGAGGCGUAAACGUUUUCUGGACAUGGUCGAGAUUUGACCCUCAAACUGCUGCCGACCAGGAUGGAGCCCGUGAAGAAAGACAUGGAGCUGCUCAGCAACAGCAUGGCCACCUACGCCCACAUUAAAGCCAAUCCAGAGAGCUUCGCUCUCUACUUCAUGAUGGGCGUCUGUUUCGGCCUCCUGAUGGCGCUGUGCCUCAUGGUGGCAGCCAUUGCCUGCAGGACCCGACGCGUCGUCAAACCUCCUCCGUCUCCUGAGAGGAGACAGUUGAAGGAGUCCAGCGUGGAGGACGAAGACGACGAGGACGAGGAGAGCAUCGCCGGGGAAAACACUCAGGAUGUGGACGCCCCCAGGGAGACGUCCAGACGGUCCAGGAGUGAACGCAGCAGCCCGUCCAAUGGGACGCUGAGGAGCGUGAACGUGUUUGCGUCGGCUGAGGAGCUGGAGAAGGCCAGGCGAUUGGAGGAGAGGGAGCGGAUCGUCAGGGAGAUCUGGAGGAACGGGCAGCCGGACAUUCUGGUCACUGGGACGGGGACGAUUGGUCGGGUCCAUUACAAGUAACGGUGUGGACACUGAGAGUGGACGAACGCUCAGGUGGCUCUGAUACUGUAGCAUUGUUUACUUGAACUAGUGCGAACGCUAACACCCAAAGUUCAGACUUUCACCUCAACAUCCAAAGUUUGCUGCCUGAUACCAAAUCCAAAAAUUGCAGAAUUCCAGAGAGUGAAAAAAGAAAUGUGGAAAACAGACCACACAGUGGUGGAGUGUCUGGUGCUUUUACCUUACAGGCAGAAGGUCACCUGUUCGACUCUCAUGGUGUUUUUGUUCAGAUUAGUGUUCAUGUUCAACCCGUGUGUUGAUUUUUCUCGUUUCCACCUACAAUUCAAAACCACAGAAUAAUUAUUAGUUAUCCGUUCACUCCAAACUUCACCACCGGUGUGAAUGUGAGUGUGAAUGGUUGUUGUACCUUGUGGUGGACUGGUCUACACCGCCCUCACCCAGUGACCAUUUGGACUGGCUACAGCUGUUAGCUUUUGGUCUAA
Cynoglossus semilaevis (tongue sole) is the source of this 2930-nucleotide messenger RNA. RefSeq names its product eva-1 homolog Bb (C. elegans) (gene eva1bb). The coding region runs from base 1948 to 2448 and encodes 166 amino acids. The transcript has 3 exons. Lineage: Eukaryota; Metazoa; Chordata; Actinopteri; Pleuronectiformes; Cynoglossidae. The record is from RefSeq and is a predicted model, not a curated record.